Neohortaea acidophila is the source of this 483-nucleotide messenger RNA. RefSeq lists its product as uncharacterized. NCBI's taxonomy places the organism in Eukaryota, Fungi, Ascomycota, Dothideomycetes, Mycosphaerellales, Teratosphaeriaceae. The record is from RefSeq and is a predicted model, not a curated record. The transcript has a single exon. The coding region runs from base 89 to 439 and encodes 116 amino acids.
CUUCCGAAGCUUGGCCCUCAGGGUACGGCUAGGUGCAUUAGCGGCCAUCUCGCUUUCCUCCAACCGCCCGUGCCCUGUCCCAUGAUGCAUGCAUGUGCUGCGAUGCCUACCGCUCUCCACCGCCUUGCUCUCGCCCUUUCGCCCCAACCGGCCCACGCUAGAACGUCAGCACUCGCCCACGAUUGCCUCUCGGAUGUACCUCAUCAGCAUAUCGCCUAGCACCGCCUCGGAAUGGCCUGUGCUCGCCCAUCGAGGCGGUCCCAGCGCCCUCAACCCCUCUCCCUCGUCCACGCCGGGGCCCGCAGAUUGCAGGCCUCUUAAAUACCAUCCGCAUUCCUCUGCUGCGCUCCCUUCCACAACAACCACACAUAAUCCCCUCGCGCUACAAAUCCCCCUUCGCGACCUCUCUCCCCCAAGUCUAUCUGCCUUUCAGCCGUAGACUUACUCUCGCUCCAAGCGUCUCGCUUUCACACUCGCUCUUAC